This is a messenger RNA of Drosophila elegans, 1821 nucleotides long. RefSeq lists its product as uncharacterized. The transcript has 7 exons. The record is from RefSeq and is a predicted model, not a curated record. Gene Ontology annotation, cellular component: extracellular region. Gene Ontology annotation, molecular function: chitin binding. NCBI's taxonomy places the organism in Eukaryota, Metazoa, Arthropoda, Insecta, Diptera, Drosophilidae. The coding region runs from base 349 to 1752 and encodes 467 amino acids.
CGACGCGACCACAACGUAACUUUAAGAUCGGAGAUCGGAACCGUAGAUCGUGGCGUAUAUAGGCGACAUAACCACUUACCAGGUAGCUUUGGCAACCGUCGUCACGUGAUCGUGUCGCGAUCGUUCUUUCUGCUCGUCAUUCAUCUGUCGUCUCGUCUUGUGCAAUUGCCUGUCGAAUGUCGAAGAAGAAUAUGUCUUGCAUCUGGAUUUGUGUACCGAGCUCUUAACGUUUGUCUGCAGAAGUCGAAGUCGAACUCGAAGUCGAAGUCUACAGAGCCGCGAGUGCCUGUCGAUCAACUUGACCUUUCAGCAGUCAGAUCAGGAAAUUGCUCAAAUUCCUGCAUAAAAAUGCCUUCCCCGCAUGUGAUCUUGCUGAUCGUACAACUAUAUCUUUGCCUGAGUCCGGCUAUAAUUGCCCAAGACUUUGAGUUAGCGGAACGCAACCACAAGAAACGCCAAAUCUAUCGGGAACAAGUAUUGCCACAUGCGGGUGGUAAGAUCCCAGACACCGCCUUCGAGACGGAUCGCUUGUUUCUGAAUCGCCUGCAAAAGGAGGGCAUCGCAGUGCCAGAUGGCAUAGUGCCCGAGCAGCGGAACCCGCAGGUGUAUCAGUACUACAACAAGCCCAUGCGCACCGUCUUCCACAUCGCCCUGAGUUCGGAUGGAAGGUAUACGCCGCGGGAGGGGCGAUACCAUUACCGCCAGGUGCCCACGGUGGAGACGACCUACCUGUAUCCGCAGGCGGUGGGUCGCCAGCACGUGCUGGUGCCGCCGAAGCACGCCCUGCCCGUCUACCGACAGCUCCAGUUGCACAAUCCACUCCUCAACCAGGUCAAGUUGCAGCCCAAGAAAAUGCCCAAUUUUCUGGAACUGGCGCCCACGGUCGGCAAGAGCCAUACAAAUCCAUUGGCCGGAUCGGCCAAGGCGCAGUCUUAUCAGAAUGUGAAUCUCCUGCAUGGUCACAGUUCGGUGCUGCCGGCAUUCAAGAAAACCUCCAGAGGCAGCAAGACCUAUGUGGACAGCUAUGGCACAACCCAUCGCAAAAAUCGAAACUGUUACAGCCGCCAUACAAAAAACAAAAAUCGGAUCGGUACCCUUGAAAGCUCCAUGCUCAAGUGGUUGCCGCUGGAAAACUGCAGCUCAGUGUGUUUUUCAAACCCAACUCGGACGGUCGUCGCUUCCAACUUCAACAUCCAACACCAACGUAGGCGGAAAAGUAUAACCAACAUAAUGAUGCCCAAGCUGGGAUGUUUCUCUUUUUGGCUUAUGCUCGUGAUCGGAGUCGCCGUGGCCAUUGAAGUUCAGAAAUUCGGAUAUCUAUUCAAUCCGCCACAAGCGGAACACUCGCAGCAUCAUGACGAGAAGCAAGAUCUAAACAAGAUACCCGGAGUUCCGGGCGUCGACUAUCCGGUUUACCAUGAGGUGCCGCACACCCACUUCAGUUGCCACAAUGUUCCGGCCACUCCGGGCAUGUACGCCAAUGUGGAGACGGGCUGCCAGGCCUAUCACGUGUGCCACGAUGGACGCGAGGGCGAACAGGGCGCCAAGUUCCUGUGCACCAAUGGCACCAUCUUCAAUCAGAAGGAAUUCGCCUGCGAUUGGUGGUACAAUGUCAAGUGCGAGGAGGCCACCAAUUUCUACCACUUAAAUGCCGAUCCCGAGCACAAUCCUUACUUUCCCAAGAAGAAGCCCGAACUGGAACCCUAUGCCAAUGAUAUCCAUGAUGCUCACAAGUUUCUGAUACAAGCUUAACUCAAUUUUCAAUCGUUAAUUUGUUUCUAUUGUUCCCCAUUUUGUAAAUAAAACACGAAUUUAACUAUC